This is a messenger RNA of Sabethes cyaneus, 1838 nucleotides long. RefSeq names its product proton-coupled folate transporter-like. The record is from RefSeq and is a predicted model, not a curated record. Gene Ontology annotation, biological process: transmembrane transport. The transcript is spliced from 6 exons. Gene Ontology annotation, molecular function: transmembrane transporter activity. Gene Ontology annotation, cellular component: membrane. Bases 248 to 1702 code for a protein of 484 amino acids. NCBI's taxonomy places the organism in Eukaryota, Metazoa, Arthropoda, Insecta, Diptera, Culicidae.
AGUAUUGCCUAGUAUUGUUAAUUUAUUGUACAUAGGAUAGAAAAACAAAAACAUUUUAAAUCCGGUUUUUACUAUCGGCAACCGUUGGUGCUCUGAAGCAUGCAACCAAAAAAGUUAAUCAACGUGUACAGGGAGUAAAUUACCAUACUAGUGUACAUACUCCAAGUGCAGUGUGAUUAGAAUAGUUUCUGCUAUGUGCACUAAUCGAUAGAGCGCAGUUAAACACAACGAAGCAAAGUAAAAUAGAAUGGUCGAUUCGGUCGAAGAGAGCUUUCUACGGCAGGAUUCGUCCAUUUCUGAGCAUCAACCCGUAUCCACUUCGAGAUGCAGAGACAACUUACUGUUGGAGCCGCCGGUGUUUUUACUAUCCUACGCGUAUUUUGUAUCAUCGGCUGUUUUGACCGACCAAUUGGUGUAUCAAGCUUGCACGGUUUCGUUUGGCGUCAAUGAGUCGGAGUGCGCCCAACUGGGCAAGGAACACGAAUCGGCCGAUGUGCAAACUUUGGAAGCUUUGGUGCAGCCGUACACGGCGAAUAUCCUGAUGGUGCAAUCGAUGGUGAAUUCUAUUCUGCCCGCUGUGCUGAACCUAUUCAUCGGACCGUGGUCGGAUCGAUUCGGUCGCAAGCCAGUGCUGCUAGUCACGUUUAUCGGGUGUAUGCUAUCGUAUCUUUUCGACACUGUGAUAUGUUUUCUUUCCGGCCAUUAUCAGGUGAAUCCAUGGUUCUAUUCGCUUUCUUGCAUCCCGCUGGCGCUAACCGGAUCCAUUUGCACUCUUAUGACAACUGUUUAUUGUUACAUAGCGGACGUAACCACCGAACAAAAUCGUAGCACUAAAAUGGCUAUUCUCGAGGCGGUGCAGUACAGUGGAAUGCUUUUGGGAAGUCUUAGUAGCAGUUAUUUAUUGCGAAUGACUAACGCCACCACGGUAUUCGCCAUUUCAACCGGAUCGCUUCUGCUGGCCGUGGUGUAUGUUGCAGUGCAGGUACAGGAGAGUAUUGUCCUGGAUGAACAGCAACGCAUGGUGGACUUAUGCACCAAGGCACGCUAUCUAUUCCGUCCAGAUUUGGUGCUUGAUACGUUCAAAACUGCAUUCAGCAGGAGACCUAAGUUUAACAGAGCUAUAAUUUUAAUGGGAAUAGUUUCCUUAGGAGCUAAUUUAUUCGUGUAUGAGGAAAAUACUACAAUCUUCUUUCUUUUUAUGAGGAAACAGUUCAACUGGAGUGUGCGAAAGUACACCGUUUAUAAUACGGCGAGCACCGUUUUUCUGAUAAUGGGAAAUCUCCUAGGUUCUUAUGUCCUUCAGAAGCGACUAGGUUUGACCGAAGCUGGAAUAGCAGCGAUGGGGUUCUAUAGUGGCUUUCUGGAUAGUCUUUUCAGAGCAAUGGCAACUGAAACGUGGCAGUUUUAUUUGGCCAUUGCAAUCUGCAUGCUGAAAGGAGUUUCGGAUCCAAUGACGAGAGCACUCAUUUCUAAUGCUGCACCGGCGGAAGAUACCGGAAAGAUAUUUGCGUUGUCCUCCACUUUCGAAGAAUUGGUGCCGCUAGCCGCAGCUCCCGUGUAUACUUUGGUGUACAAACAAACUUUACCGUGGUAUCCAGGAGCUUACAAUUGGAUUAGUGGUGCCAUCUACACAUUUUGCUACGUUUUGGCUAUGACUGUUUGCGUGUUACAAUCCAUGCAACAAACAACCGGUUAUCGCUAGUGAUAUUAUUGUAAAUAUAGCAUAGUGUUUUCGAUAGAAAACAUGGGCGUAUUUAAGCCACCUAUUCUGAGUUAUAAAAUGUGAUGCAUGGUUUGUUGAAAAGUCGAUAGUGAUGGUUCCUAUUUACUGUAUCAUU